Messenger RNA from Falco peregrinus (peregrine falcon), 2742 nucleotides. It is a transcript of the gene TMEM185A, whose product is annotated as transmembrane protein 185A. The transcript has 7 exons. The record is from RefSeq and is a predicted model, not a curated record. NCBI's taxonomy places the organism in Eukaryota, Metazoa, Chordata, Aves, Falconiformes, Falconidae. Bases 196 to 1248 code for a protein of 350 amino acids.
GCCCGUGGGCCCGGUGCGGCGGCCCGCUGCCCGGCGGGGGAACGGCGCCUCGCGGCCUGGCGGGCGGCGCGCAUGCGCGGGGCUGCCCGGUUCCGGCGGGGGCGGAGCGGUGGCGAGGCCAGGCCCGGCUCCGGUGGCGGCGGCCGCGCUAUGCGCGCCUGGUAGAGUGCGGCGGUGGUGGAGGGUCGCGCCGCGAUGAACCUGCGCGGCCUGUUCCAAGAUUUCAACCCCAGUAAAUUCCUUAUUUAUGCCUGCCUGCUGCUUUUUUCUGUGUUGCUCUCUCUACGGCUGGAUGACAAAAUUCAAUGGAGUUACUGGGCUGUAUUUGCUCCAAUAUGGCUGUGGAAGUUAAUGGUGAUUAUUGGUGCCUCGGUGGGAACAGGAGUGUGGGCCCGAAACCCACAGUAUCGAGCAGAAGGAGAAACCUGUGUGGAGUUCAAAGCUAUGUUAAUUGCAGUAGGCAUCCACCUGCUACUGCUGAUGUUUGAAGUUCUGGUGUGUGACAGGAUUGAAAGAGGAACCCAUUUCUGGCUUCUGGUCUUCAUGCCAUUAUUCUUUGUAUCUCCAGUGUCAGUUGCAGCUUGUGUGUGGGGAUUCCGACAUGACAGGUCCCUGGAGCUCGAAAUCUUGUGUUCAGUCAAUAUUCUACAGUUCAUAUUUAUUGCACUCAGACUAGAUGAGAUCAUCAGAUGGCCGUGGCUUGUUGUUUGUGUUCCACUGUGGAUCUUGAUGUCCUUUCUGUGUCUAGUAGUGCUCUAUUACAUUGUAUGGUCUGUUCUGUUCUUGCGCUCUAUGGAUGUGAUUGCUGAGCAAAGGAGGACACACAUAACGAUGGCUGUCAGCUGGAUGACAAUUGUAGUUCCACUGCUCACAUUUGAGAUCUUACUAGUGCACAGACUGGAUGGGCAUAAUUCUUUUUCUUUUAUACCCAUAUUUGUUCCUCUCUGGCUUUCACUCAUAACUUUAAUGGCAACAACAUUUGGACAAAAAGGAGGAAAUCACUGGUGGUUUGGAAUUCGCAAAGACUUUUGCCAGUUCCUGCUUGAAAUUUUCCCAUUCUUACGAGAGUAUGGAAAUAUUUCUUAUGAUCUUCAUCAUGAGGAUAAUGAGGAUACAGAAGAAACACCACUGCCUGAACCACCAAAAAUUGCACCAAUGUUUCGAAAAAAGACUGGAGUGGUCAUUACACAGAGUCCUGGAAAAUAUGUGAUUCCACCUCCCAAGUUAAACAUUGAUAUGCCAGAUUAAGAUGACAGUAGCGUAUUAAACUUGAACUGGGAAUCAGCAGACAAAUAUAUUUCAUCUCAUGCCUUGUCCCAAUUACUUUAAAAUAGGUAUUGCUGAAUCAGUGGCUUGGAUUAUACAAAUCAGAGAUCUUGAAGAUAAUCUGAGAGCUUUUCCAGAGAUACAUAGUGGUCUAAUAUGUGAACCUUCCUAAUGGGUUGGUUGCAUGCUUGCCUGUAUAGUAUUUAUAUGAACAUUUUAGCAGUGUAAUAUAUUGUCCAAAAGUCUUGUUGUGUACAGUGUAAGUAUUAUCUAAAAGUAUUUUUUUAAAAACCCUGUAUGAAAUGCCUAUGCUAUUCCAGGUGUCUUUUAGAUCCUAAAUAUAUGUUUGAUUUCCAUGUCUGUUUUAAAUGCUUUGGGGGGGAUGCCUUAGCAUAGUACCCGUUCUUUUUCUGUUCAGCCACAAUCAUUGUCUUAACCACAGAGGCACAGGUGUGUUGCACUUCUCGGGGAAAAACUGGAAAGCUUUUUGAGGGGGAAAGUAGAAUGUAUAGCAACUUACAUGAUGUUUUUGAGUUAGCUAUGUAAAUUUUCAUGUAAGUAUUUCAAUUUUUGCACUGGCUUGGGAGUUAAAUGUUGCUUUUGUUGCUUUUCCAGUCUCAUGUUUUAAUGCUUCUUGAGCAGCAUGUACACUGUUCUCCCAUUAGACUGGCUGUUUAAUAAGCUGUUCCUUCUUGCAUUGUGCAUGCAGUCUAUGCCAGAAACAUUAGUUGUAGGUUUUACAGCUGUCAAGUUAGCUGGUAUAAAUAUCAUAGCUUGGUCUUCAUUACCAACUUUGUGUUGGUGUAAAUGAUUAAACUUUUCAAGGUAGGAACUUACUGGUAUAGCAUUUUCUUGUUUGAAGAAUGACUUCCAUGUGCUUUUGAGACAUUUAGUCUUUAAAACUUAUAUUCCAGCAGCCUAUAAAAACAGAUUGUAGAAUGGUUUGGGUUGGAAGGGACCUUAAAGACCAACUAGUUCUACUCCCCUGCCAUGGGCAGGGACCCCUCCCACAAGCCCAGGUUGCUCCAAGCCCCAUCCAGCCUGGCCUUGGACACUGCCAGGGAUGGGGCAUCCACAGCUGCUCUGGGCAACCUGUGCCAGUCACUCACCGCCCCCACAGUGAAGAAUUUCUUCCUCAUAGCUCAUCUAAAUCUACCCCCUUUCAGUUUAAAGCCAUUGCCCCUUGUGCUAUCACUGCAGGCCCUUGUAAACAGCCCCUCCCCAGCUCUCUCAUCGCCCCCUUUAUGUACUGGCAGGCUGCUCUAAGGUCUCCCUGGAGCCUUCUCUUCUCCAGGCUGAACCACCCCAGCUCUCCCAGCCUGUCUUCACAGCAGAGAUGCUCCAGUGUCUGAUAUUCCCACAUCCUUGCAGCUGCACAGUUUAGGCAGCUUAAAUACCACGGGUUGUGUUUCUUUAGUGUUAGCAUGGCAAUGAGAGCAAAGAAUAUAUGGAUAUUUCUGCAUGUGUGAAGGGCAA